This is a messenger RNA of Pan troglodytes (chimpanzee), 1998 nucleotides long. RefSeq lists its product as uncharacterized. The record is from RefSeq and is a predicted model, not a curated record. The transcript is spliced from 6 exons. Bases 522 to 869 code for a protein of 115 amino acids. NCBI's taxonomy places the organism in Eukaryota, Metazoa, Chordata, Mammalia, Primates, Hominidae.
GCGAGACUCCGUCUGAAAAAACAAAAAAAACCCCAAAAAACAAAAAAACAAUGUCAUGGUAUUAGUUAAGGCAAGUGAUAUUCGCUACCAUAACAAAAAUCUCUAAAAAUCUUAUGGCUUAAUAUAAUUAGAAUGUAUUAUUUGCCCCAGAGAAUUCAGACAGAUGUUUGUUUCUGCUCUAGUCACUUUCCAUAUAGUCAUUCCAAGUCCAGUCUUCUUCCAUCCUGUGGCUCCGACUUCUUCCAAGACCUUAAAAUCCUUUCUCCUUCCAGCAGAUGCAGAAGGAGAGAAUGUGUGGAGGAUUAUGUAGAAGGAUUUCACGGGCCUGGCCUGGAGAGGACACAUCACUUCCAACUCCAUUCCAUUACCAGAGCUUAGUCUAUUUCCAGAAGAUUAUAAGCUUCAUGGGGGUAGAUGCUUUACUUCAUUCAUCACUGCAUCUCCAACGCCUAGCACAGAGUCCUGAAUUACAGGCUCAAUAACUAUUUACUGAAUGUGAAAACAGAGCUGCUUGAAGAUAUAUGAGGCUAAUUGAGCUUGUGCAUUUGUUGGCUAUUGCUGCUACAGUGGAUGCUGUUGUUCAGUAUUCAGAUAUCAAGAAACAACUAGCCAAAGUAAGGAGGAACGAGGGGCCCAUGAAGCUCAGUAGAGCUUGUGAUAAUAUUUGCAAGAGAAGACUGCCUACCAAACUAACUUCAGAAAAGGUGUUUCUGGUUGAAAUCGUCGUGCCCAACAUUCCACCAGGUUCCUCACAUGUUGAAUACAUCAAAGCCUACUCCACCCAUCUGGAAUGGACAAGCAGAAAUGACUCACUGUGUUUUCCAAUUGCACUCAAGACCUGUCUCCAUAUGCCCUCCUCCUCUGCUUGAGCAGAAGGUGAAAGAGGUUGUGUUGACUGUGGAAUUUGGCCAUUGAAUCUUGAAGACAAAUGCUCUUUGACUUCACUACAACAUCAGAGGGCACUUGGCCAAGGAAGACUAGUUAGAACCAGCCUUUUUGCAAACACAGCUGAGGUAUUUAUCCUGUCUUUUCUUUAUCACAAAAGUAGCAUGGAGAAUAAUGGACAAUAGAGUUCAAGUGGAGCAAGAACUGUCCAGAAUUUGGGGAAGAAGUCACAUAUCAGUCCUGGCCAUGAUAACUGGGGCACAUGUACUAUAUCCAAGUUGAUAUCCUUAAUUUGGGGAAAGUUUUCUUGCCUUUCCCACAGCCUCCCAAGCCAUUGACAAUCCCCACAUUCAAAACAUUCUCAUUCACAUUUCUGAUUCACUUUGGGCUACAGGAACAACAGAUGUUGAGUACUUCUAGGGAGCAGAGCCAUUAUAGGUGGAGGUAGAUCUUGCAAACAGAGAGGUAGAGAGCUUUCUCGAGACCUUUGGACCAAGCAGAUGACAUCACAAGGUGUACCUUAUGCUAAGUGCCUGAUCUCUAAGACCCUCCACCAGCGUCAGAGAGACAGCAUGCUCACAACAUGACAGCUGGUCAUACAAGGUCAAGAAGAACAUGAAGACCAGCCCACCCCUGAAAAUGACAGAUCAAACUCAGCUUCACAGUGUCUCUUAUUCCAUCCCCAAUGGUGUUUAAAAACACACUUUGUCUUAAGGAACAAGGGGAACUGACCACGUGUUCACGACAGUUCAUUUCUUACCCUCUGCUUUGGCUUGACCAAACUUUAGUCAGGUUUCUCUCCUCCACAAAGAUUCCUAGACUUUGGCUGUCCCCCAAGUUUAAGCAAGCACUGAAACACUAAGGAGCAGAACAUCUGUUAACAGCUCAUCCUGAAAAUCAACUGACCAUAGGAAAAAACACUCCCUAUUGAGAUAUCCUGGUUUUGCCACCUGCUUGCCCACACUUCAUGCCCUUCUCCUCCACAAAGGUCUGGCUGGUUCUUCUCCCUCCAUACAAAAGAAAAGCUUAUUUCUGUUUGAUUUUGAGACAUUUGCAGAUAUCUGAGGUUCGCAUGUUCUUCCUAUUGCAAUAGUCUUUUUGAGUAAAGUCUCU